UUGCGCUUCUUACCAUGAGAGCAAAACAGUGCAAGGAGGCGGACGCUAUAUGACAGCUAAGCGCGUAUAUAUACAACUCGCAUGUGAGCUUGGGUUUGGCUAUCCAUGCGUCGUACACUUGAUUGCUCACGAGGCAGAGCGGAGAUGUACAUCGGUGUGGACGAGACAGCCCGAGAUCUCCCUUCCAAAAUGAGCUUCUUUGCAGGGUGGGGGAGAUCCACGCCGUCCCUGCGCUGAGCUGCUGAUAAGCAACUCUCAACCGAGAUUGACGCGAGACAAAGUGAUGGGCAACCUGCCCCCCCCCCCCCCCCCCGCCCUCGGUGACAUCCCAACAGCCUGACGACGCCACUAUCAUCACCACCACCACCGCAACCCGGCGUAGCUUCCUCGGAUGAGAGGAGCGAGCGUGCGUGGCUCUCCUUCUAUGAGGUACGCUUCCUUUGGGGGAAACUCAAUAGGCAUCGUCUCAGUGUGCAAGCUGGUCUACAUGCAGCUGUAAAAAAAUGGGCUGCAUCAGCUCUAAAACGCCAGUGGUGGCGGUUGAUGGUACCUUACGCGUGGACUGGAGCCCGUCGAGCUCCCUGUCUGACCUUGCUCUAUUGGGGAGCGCGCAAACCCGCCUGGUGCGCAGACUGAUUUUGACAGCACCUUUGGGUGCACUGGACUUCAGCCAGGUGAAUGUUGAUGACACCACUGAAAUGUUACCCAAAUCAAGGCGAGCGUUGACCAUUCAAGAGAUUGCAGCGUUGGCACGAUCCUCCCUGCACGGUAUUUCCCAGGUAGUGAAGGACCAUGUGACAAAGCCCACCGCUAUGGCACAGGGCAGAGUAGCCCACCUCAUCGAGUGGAAGGGAUGGUGUAAGCCAAUGGAAACGCCCACGGCCCUGGAAUCAGACUUUAAUUCUUAUUCUGAUCUCACCGAGGGAGAGCAGGAGGCCCGUUUUGCUGCAGGUGUCGCAGAACAGUUUGCAAUUGCCGAGGCUAAACUGAGGGCUUGGUCGUCGAUCGAUGGUGACGAUUCCAACGAUGACUCAUACGAUGAAGAUUUUCUGCCCGCCAACGAGCCUGCAACACAGAGCACAGAUGUGCAAUCAUACCCUCCAUACUUGAAGGACUUGAUUCACAGCCAGCUUUGUCAACACCUGGGCCUUCGCGGGCCAUGCUGCGAGGGAGGGGGCAGCGGCGAGCCGUCUCCCACGGCCGGCUCGCCGGACACGCUUCGCUCCAGCCUGUGCAGCGUCGACGAACACCACCCGCUUCUGCGCGACCUGAGCGGCCACUGCGCAACCCACGGCAGCGCCGCUGAGCUGGCCGCUAAAAUCCUGUCGGCGCUGCAGGGUGGAGAGGAGCUUCUGCUCGCCCGGCUUCAGAGGGUGGGGCGGACCGGGCCCGGCGGGAAGGACUGCGCAUUCCGCAGCCAAGGAGGGAGCGGGCAUGGCAUCGGGCCUUGCGGCGGUCAGGAGUCUCCUGCGUAUUCUGUGUCUUACUCAGAGACAUAUCUGUCCCCAGGGGAGGAUGGCGACACCCCAUGCAAGGACUAUGAGGCCACCUUGUGCCAGGCCGAGGCCAACGGGGAAGAUUUUCCGCCGGGUUACGAGCCCCGCAGAAGGAUGUCAGACGUGGCCUCCUCGGGAGUCGUUUCGCUUGACGAGGAUGAGGACGAGGAAACACUUCAGGGCGAGUCAAACCACCAGUGACUCCUCUCAUGGCAGUGUUAAGCCCCCGCCUCCCCUUUGCUCUUUGAGGUUCCUCGAUCAUGACAUCAACGUUUGAUCCAGAAAUGAUUUUUUUUCAUCCGUCUUUGCCUUACUUGCGCCGUCACAACAUUUCAGCUCCAUUUCCUAAUUCUUACCAAAGUCAUUCAACGUAUGAGUUCUCUUCUUUUCCAAGCGUCCAAACAAUCUUUUUCUGUGCUUGAGAACUCGAGUUGUGGACUUGUUAGAGUAGCCAUCGCUCAAUGGAAGCUGCGGGUUUGAUACGGGUGGAUCCAUGCGCCGCCGUUCUUGCCGACGUCGAAAACUCCC
Molecule: messenger RNA, 2024 nt
Organism: Hippocampus zosterae (dwarf seahorse)
Lineage: Eukaryota; Metazoa; Chordata; Actinopteri; Syngnathiformes; Syngnathidae
Gene: fam131ab
Product: family with sequence similarity 131 member Ab
Exons: 6
Coding region: 504-1697 (397 amino acids)
Source: RefSeq, a predicted model, not a curated record